Caenorhabditis sp. 36 PRJEB53466 is the source of this 959-nucleotide messenger RNA. The record is from the annotation of a GenBank genome assembly. Lineage: Eukaryota; Metazoa; Nematoda; Chromadorea; Rhabditida; Rhabditidae.
AUGGAACAAAAAGGCGCCCAACGGCGCUCGCUCCGAUCUCUGGCCAUUGCGUCGGCCACUCUGGCUUCUGUGUCCAUGAUUGCUACUGUCAUCAUUGUUCCACUCGUGUACAAUCAUGUUCAGCAUUUACAGUCCGUCAUGAACAGCGAAGUGGACUUCUGCAAGGUGAAAUCUCCCAAAAUCUCAAAAAAAGAUGUACACGUUGUUUUUUUCAGACUAGAUCGCGUGACAUGUGGAGAGAAAUGGUUACGGUCCAAUCUGCAACUGGAGGAGUGCCAAUCCGUACUGCCCGUCGUACACGUCGUGACAACUACGGAGCUCAACCAAUCCAGGCCAAUCCACCAGCUUCGGCCGCUGGAUCUUGCUGCACUUGCCAAGUUGGACCGCCAGGACCACCGGGACCACCAGGAAGAGACGGACGUCCAGGAGCACCUGGACGCCCUGGAAACCCAGGACCACCAGGAAGAGAUGGAGCUCUUCUGCCAGGACCUCCACCAAAACCACCAUGCCAGAAAUGCCCACCAGGACCUCCAGGACCGGCCGGACCACCAGGACCGAAGGGACUGCCGGGACCACAGGGAGAUUCUGGAACCCCAGGACAGGAUGGAGUGCCAGGACUUCCAGGACCACCAGGACCGUCGGGACCACAAGGAGCACCAGGUGUUCCAGGAGAAAAGGGACCAACUGGAGAACCAGGAAAGGUUAUCAACGGAGCCCCACCAGGCCCUCCAGGACCUCCAGGACCACCGGGACCACAAGGACCACCAGGACCACCUGGAAAGGACGGACAGCCAGGAAAAGCUGGACCACCAGGACUUCCAGGAGAUCCAGGAGAGAAGGGAUCCGACGGACUUCCAGGACCGCAUGGAGGUACCGGACCACGUGGACCACCAGGACAACCAGGAUCUUGCGAUCAUUGCCCACCACCACGUACUGGACCAGGAUAUGCUCGCCGCUAA